GUCAAACGGAGAAUCGAAAGAGAGCAUUCACCCUCAUCCAAAGAGGUGAAAAACGGAAAGAAGGGGUUUCUUUUGGGUUGUGUAACCCCGCCCCAAAUCCCAAUCCCAAUCUCCCUCGUUCCCUCGCGUGGAAGGGAAGAGCCUCCUGUUUCCUUUCGAUAGAUCUCUCUCAUCGCUCCUCUUGGAGGCCCCGGCUAGAAGCAGAGGCGGAGGCGGCGGCAGCGAUGGCAGCGGAGACCGCGAGGUCGGGGGCGUCGGCGGACUCCUACAUAGGGAGCUUGAUAAGUUUAACCUCCAAGAGUGAGAUCAGAUACGAGGGCAUCCUCUACAGCAUCAACACCGAGGAAUCCAGCAUAGGCUUGAGCAACGUACGCUCAUUUGGAACUGAAGGGCGAAAGAAGGAUGGACCACAAAUUCCUGCCAGUGACAAAAUUUACGAGUAUAUACUCUUUCGAGGAAGUGACAUCAAGGAUUUACAAGUUAAGUCCUCUCCACCAGCUCAGCCAACACCUGUAAACAAUGAUCCUGCUAUAAUUCAGACACAUUAUCCUCGUCCUGCUUCUACCUCUACAAGCAUGCCUUUGGUUGGAAGUGGAAGUGUAGCAGAUCUUAGUUCCCAUACUGCUCAGUUGGGACUCCCAAGGUCAACAUUUCAAGGAAGUUUGCCUCUUUAUCAGCCUGGGGGAGGCUUGGGGACUUGGGGUUCUUCGCCCACCCCUCCAACUGCAAAUGGCUCUGGGCUUGCGAUGCCACCAAUGUAUUGGCAAGGUUAUUAUGCCCCAUCUGGUGGGCUUCCUCAUUUGCAGCAACCGUCAUUGCUCCGGCCACCUCCAGGAUUGCCUAUGCCUCAUUCCAUGCAGCAUCCUUUUCAAUAUCCUGCAAUGAACCCAUCUUUACCAUCCGGAUCCCAAACUUUGCCUGAGCUUCCUUUGUUUCCACAUGCUAGUUCAAACACAACUCUAACUUCGAGUCCCUUGCCAUCGGUGUUGGAUCCAUCUUCAACAAGCACAUUAUCUGUGGAAACAUCAUCAGCUCUGUUGCCUAAUAAAUCUCCUGCAACAACUACUCCUGUAUUAACCUUCAAUGUUAGUCUACCUUUGGUGCCUCCCUUGACUUCUAAUCUUGAGAAAACUGCAGCCAUGCCUCACAGUACUCCUGUUGUUAGUAGCAAGCCUGGUGCAGUACCUGGUUCAACCUUGGCAUAUUUAUCUGUUUCAGAGCCAGUACCCUCCUCUGUUGUUUCAUCUAGUUCAAGCCAAGUAGAAAAACCAGUGGCUUUAGUUAUGCCAGGUAAGUUAUUGCAGACUGGCCCUUCUGUGCUUCCUUCAUCCCAGCCUUUGCAGACAAGCCGGAUGGAUGCUGAUUGUAAAGCACUUGAAGAUAAGUCUAAGCCAUUGCUCCCUGAACCAUCACUUGCUGCAGCAACGGAAGCCAAGGAACCAAUAUUGCCAUUGCCAAAAUCAACCAUUCAGAAGCUAAAUGGCGCUACUUCACACAAUUAUUAUAGCCGAGGCCGUGGAAGAGGAAGAGGAAAUGAGUACUCACGACCUGCGACUAAGUUCACUGAAGAUUUUGAUUUUAUGGCAAUGAAUGAAAAGUUCAACAAAGAUGAAGUCUGGGGUCAUCUUGGAAAAAAUAAAGCCCAUGUUAAGGACAGGGAUGGAGAACUACAAGAAGAUGAAACUGAUGAUUAUCUGGAUGAAGAUGAUGAAGCACUAAAGCUUGAGAUCAAGCCUGUUUAUGUUAAGGAUGAUUUCUUCGAUUCACUUUCUUGCGCUACCCUUGAUCGGGGAACUCGGGGUGGGAGGACCAGAUUUUCAGAGCAGUUGAAAAUAGACACAGAGACCUUUGGUGAUUUUGCAAGGCAUCGAGCAAGUCGAGGUGGUGGGCGUGGCCUUCGAGGAGGUGGGCGUGGGCGAGGGUCCUACUAUGGAAGGGGCUAUGGAUACAUUGGUAGGGGCCGUGGUUAUGGUCACCCACAUCGUGCUUCCUAAGCUAGAAGCUUCUAGAAUUAAUGCUGGUGCCAGCAUGCUCCUCUUAGCUUAAUCGGAGAUGAAGAGACUGAUCAAUGGACAGAUCCAUGCUUGGAAUAUAAUUGUAGUUGGAGUUUGCUUUCAUGCUUUUGUCUAUUGCUCCAAAAAUAAGCAGAAGCGGCCACAAGAUGUGCGGUUUCACUUAAUAGUACUGAGAAAACAUCUUUGAUGUGGUUCUGAUGCAUCCGUUGCUAUUGUAGUUUUGUGUCACGUGGCAAAACCAUCUUUCUGCAAAGUUUAUCAUCAGUUUACUUGUGUGCUUUGCAUCC
Molecule: messenger RNA, 2302 nt
Organism: Musa acuminata AAA Group (dessert banana)
Lineage: Eukaryota; Viridiplantae; Streptophyta; Magnoliopsida; Zingiberales; Musaceae
Product: protein decapping 5
Exons: 8
Coding region: 225-1994 (589 amino acids)
Biological process (GO): P-body assembly; cytoplasmic stress granule assembly
Cellular component (GO): P-body
Molecular function (GO): mRNA binding
Source: RefSeq, a predicted model, not a curated record